UCUCUUGCUUUGCAGAAUGUGGCGUGUAAUAAAGAAGAAAAAUCUUCCUCAGCUUUGGAUCAAAGGUAGCACUAGCACCUUAGCAAACAACCCCAAGAUAGUAUUUGGCCUCUAUGGUGCUUUUCAAAACACUGUAAAGCGCUGAAUCCUGAUCAGGCCAGCGACGUUAUCAGAACUAGCACGCGCAUGUGACGCCAUGAGAGCGAGAAUUAGCAUCUGCUGUGAGCUCAUGCUACAUAGCUAGCUGCUUCUAAUAGGCAUUACCUUUAACUCUUUUUUGUCCUUCGUCGGUUUAGUUACUCAGUUGUCAACAACAUUGUAGUCAAUACUGGUUGGAGGUACAAUAGCUUCAACGGUGGAUAGUCUGCGGUACUUUUGCCUGUGAAUGUGUAGCUAAGAUGUUAGCCGAACACGCAUAGCCUUGUGACAUUUAAUGCCAGUUCUGACAAAGAAAAGCUCUGGUGUUCAAAAGUUCAUCGGACAGCAUGGGAAUAAAACACGAGACGGCAUCUUAGCGCUUAGUAGACUUCGUUCAACAUCACGAUUUUGGUAAGAUCGCACCUGUACGAGCCUGUUGAAGCCAGAAAGAGAAGAUCACGAUUAACAUCAUGUCCGAGGACACCAUCGUGGACAGGUUCAUUAAGGAAACAUCCAUCCUGGAAGAGUAUAACAUCAAUUGGACACAGAAGCUGGGAGCUGGGAUCAGUGGUCCUGUCAGGGUAUGUGUGAAGAAGUCGACACAAGAACGGUUUGCCCUUAAGAUCUUGAUUGACAGACCCAAAGCACGCAAUGAGGUUCGGCUUCAUAUGAUGUGUGCCUCUCACACCAACAUUGUUAAAAUAAUUGAGGUGUAUGCCAACAGUGUACAGUUUCCUCAUGAAUCCAGUCCAAGGGCAAGGUUAUUAAUUGUCAUGGAAAUGAUGGAAGGUGGCGAGUUGUUCCACAGAAUAAGCCAGCACAAGCACUUUACAGAGAAGAUGGCCAGCCAGGUCACAAAACAGAUAAGCCUUGCAUUGCAACACUGUCAUUCAUUAAAUAUUGCACAUCGAGACCUGAAACCGGAGAACCUGCUCUUCAAGGAUAAUUCCCUGGACGCCCCUGUUAAACUGUGUGAUUUUGGUUUUGCCAAAAUCGACCAAGGUGAUCUAAUGACCCCACAGUUCACUCCAUACUACGUAGCACCGCAGGUGCUGGAGGCACAAAGACGGCACCAGAAAGAAAAGUCUGGAAUAAUACCUACCUCACCCACCCCUUACACUUACAACAAGAGCUGUGACCUAUGGUCCUUGGGGGUGAUCGUCUACGUAAUGCUCUGCGGAUAUCCUCCGUUUUACUCCAAACAUCACAGCCGCACAAUCCCAAAAGACAUGCGCAAAAAAAUCAUGACGGGCAGCUUCGACUUCCCAGAGGAGGAGUGGAGUCAAAUAUCUGAAAUGGCCAAGGACAUUGUCCGCAAGCUACUUAAAGUAAAGCCGGAGGAGAGACUAACCAUAGAGGGAGUAUUAGCCCAUCCCUGGCUCAACUGCACUGAGGCACUGGACAAUGUGCUUCCCUCUGCUCAAAUGAUGAUGGACAAGGCGGUUGUGGCUGGAAUCCAACAGGCACACGCUGAGCAACUGGCCAACAUGAGGAUACAAGACCUCAAUCUCAGUCUAAAGCCACUCAACUCUGUGAACAACCCCAUUUUGAGAAAGAGAAAGCUACUUGGCACCAAACCUAGUGAUGAACUUUUCAUCAAUGAUCCAGAGAACGAGGCAGAGGACACCAACGUGGCUCUGGAAAAACUAAGGGAUGUAAUCGCACAGUGCAUCUUACCACAGGCUGGUGACAAUGAGGAUGAGAAGUUAAAUGAAGUUAUGCAUGAAGCGUGGCGCUUCAAUCGAGAUUGCAAGCUCCUCCGAGAUGGAUUGCAAGGGUUAAGUUGGGAUGGUAGAUCUUUUUCAGACAGAGUAGAUCGCUUAAAGCUGGCUGAAAUUGUCAAACAGGCCAUUGAAGAAAAGACAAAUUUACAAGACUCCCAAUAGCAAGUGCUGACAUUUUACUCACUUUUGUACUGUUCAUUAUAAUUGUUAUUAGGCAUAUGAUUGCAAAACAUCUUUUUGUAUUAAAUUGCAGACCUUUUUCCAUGGUCAUCCUGUAGUCUGUUGUAUAUCUCUAGCUGAAACCAAGUUGUUGUUGGUAUGAUUUGUUUUCACUACAGACUGCAGUAAAGAAAUGUGUUUUAAAACA
Molecule: messenger RNA, 2229 nt
Organism: Pimephales promelas (fathead minnow)
Lineage: Eukaryota; Metazoa; Chordata; Actinopteri; Cypriniformes; Leuciscidae
Source: RefSeq, a predicted model, not a curated record